Molecule: messenger RNA, 1836 nt
Organism: Penicillium macrosclerotiorum
Lineage: Eukaryota; Fungi; Ascomycota; Eurotiomycetes; Eurotiales; Aspergillaceae
Gene: erf2
Product: palmitoyltransferase ERF2
Exons: 1
Coding region: 1-1836 (611 amino acids)
Biological process (GO): protein targeting to membrane; peptidyl-L-cysteine S-palmitoylation
Cellular component (GO): endoplasmic reticulum; Golgi apparatus
Molecular function (GO): protein-cysteine S-palmitoyltransferase activity
Source: RefSeq, a predicted model, not a curated record
AUGGCGAGCUCCACAGACCGACCCGACACCCGGGAUACGACCCAGUCCACGGCGCAGCAAUAUGUGCUGGGAAUCCCCCGACCUCCUUCUGUGGGAGGUAUUUCAUCUCGAGUGACGGACAUCGCCUCGGAAGAUGGAGAACACUCGCCAUCUUUCGCCUCACGUCCUCCCUCACUCCAGCCGCGCCCUUCGGUCUCCAGACGUGGUCCACCUCCUACCCGCAACUCCAUGGCUGCGUCCAGCCAAGUGACCAGCAGACCUGGUAGCUCCGGGAGCCGAUUGAGCCGGACGCAUAUUCCGUCCCUGACUGCCCAGGCAUUCUUUCGGCCGAUGAGCUCCCAGCGACUACAGGCACAUCGCGGAGGGCGACCCAUGACCAAAGGAACGGUCUCGUCCACUGACGACUGGAAUAAUGAUCAAAACAGCCAGAACCGCAGGAGCAUAAUAUCUAACAGUACGCUACAACAAGGAUCGCUUCCCCAGGUGGAUAUGGAAGCUCCACCAUCCCGAGGCACAGAAUUCACGGAUCCUAUAAUUCCCGACCGUAACACCUCAAAUGCCAGCCCAACGGGCAACACCACUGUCAGAAGCUUGGGAGAAAGUGUCAGACUACUCCGCGACCGGGAUCAAAAAGCCAAACCGCGUCCGGGUCAUCUGAACCUAGGUGCCAACUUCAAUGGACAUACUGCACAGGACAUGCCUCCAAAGUCACCUCUUUCGUUCCUUUCGCUGCAAAACAAGGGGGUCGGGCAUCACGGUCAGGAUAUUCGAGGCCAUGAGCGACUAUCCUCUGCUGGUUCAUCCCCAGGGCCCAUGGAUGUCAAGAAACCACAGCUGCCCAAACGUAGUCUGGGCAAGAAUUAUGAAUACUUCACCGGCAACAUUCUCUUCUGUGGCGGAGGGCGGUUCCUGAACUCCAGAGAUAAGCCCAUCAACAUUGCCACUGGGUUCAUAGUCGUGAUUCCAACGGCUCUCUUUUUUGCAUUCUCGGCUCCCUGGUUGUGGCACAAUAUCUCUCCGGCCAUUCCCAUCAUAUUCGCCUACAUCUUUUAUAUCUGCUUCUCAUCAUUUGUGCAUGCUUCGACCGUUGAUCCUGGUAUCAUGCCUCGAAAUAUGCAUCUGAUGCCCCCUAUUGAUCCUUCGGAUGAUCCAUUGUCACUUGGCCCACCCUCCAACGAUUGGGUUAUGGUCAAGCUCGCUACUUCCGACGUGGCGGCCAUGGAUGUCCCUGUGAAGUAUUGCAAGACCUGUUGUAUCUGGCGGCCUCCUCGCUGUUACCACUGCAGAGUUUGUGACAAUUGCGUGGAGACGCUUGAUCACCACUGUGUCUGGCUGAAUAACUGUGUUGGACGACGCAAUUACCGUUACUUCUUCACUUUUGUCAGCUCCUGCACAAUUCUUGCUCUGUUUUUGAUUGGUGCCAGUCUCGCUCAUAUUUUGGUUUAUAAGUCCCGUGAGAGUAUUUCCUUCGGGGAUGCUAUCUCAAGGUUGCGAGUGCCUUGGGCCAUGGUGAUCUAUGGCAUUGUUGCUUUUCCAUACCCAACAUCGCUGUGGGCAUACCAUUUAUUCCUUGUUGGUCGUGGUGAGACUACAAGAGAAUACCUCACCUCUCACAAAUUCGCCAAGUCUGAACGCCACAGGCCUUUUACUCAAGGUAAUGUGUUGAAGAACUGGAUUGCCGUUUUGGGCCGCCCUCGGCCACCCACCUACAUGCAAUUCAAGCAGUCCUAUGAAGAGGGAGACCAGCGCUUUGCUAUGCAAAAACGCAAGUACCUCGCCCAGGACCUUGAGUCUCAGGCGGGGAUUGAAAUGCAAAAUAUUGGUCCUCACCAAUAG